AUGGUGGCAGCUAUGUUUGCCAAGUGGACUGGCGACUGGCUCUACUUUGGUAGCCUGUAUGACGUGCAGAUACGCCUCAAUCGUUACCCCUACCUCGGUUUUGACAAGAUCGUCUCAAAGGUCGGAGAUACCAAAGCCUUGGAGUCGAUUGAAUCACGGUGCUUGGUCGGCUUCGUUUCGCGCUGGGACCUGGUGCGGGCGCUGGAUCUGGAUCGUUCACAGGACGUCCGACGCUACGGGCCUACGGCGAUCGUCUGCUUUACAGACCGAGCUCCACCUGCCAUCCUCACCAGAAAACGUGUCUCCACCAGUGUCCUCAGCCCCGAGUUUAGCGAUCCCAACAAGGGCAGUGGUCCGUUCCUCGUCGAUGUUCAGCACAUUGUUGAUCUAUCGCCUACCACAAUCACCCAACAUACUCCCGUUGCAACAAUCGUUGACAUCUUCCGAAGUCUGGGACUUCGACAAACUCUCAUUACCUGCAAUGGUCAACUGCGCGGAAUUAUAACGAAGAAGGACGUUCUGCGCUAUCUUGACACUCUACAAUGA
Molecule: messenger RNA, 546 nt
Organism: Dibothriocephalus latus
Lineage: Eukaryota; Metazoa; Platyhelminthes; Cestoda; Diphyllobothriidea; Diphyllobothriidae
Source: the annotation of a GenBank genome assembly